AUGACUCCAUCUUGGGGAGGAUUCAUGGUCUCUAAGACUAUUCUUUGCAACUAUGUUUGCUAUGUUUUUAUUUUACAGGCGAGUUGGUCACUUCUUUGUAAAUUAAUAGAAAUUUGUCCAAGUACUCUACAGAACGUAGCUCCUAAGGAUGUUGGAAAGAACUGGGAAGUACUGGGUAUUCACCAGCAGAUUCUUAAAAUGCUUACAAUCCACAAAGGAAAUGUAGAUCUCUCAGCCAUAGGACUGAAAGCAUUAAAUCUACUCCUCGUGUCAGAUAUAAUUGCUUUCCUGCUCUUGGAGGAUGAGGUGGAUGUGUUUUCCUUGGUAUUUAAUGCCAUGCAGACGUUCCCUAAAAAUGAAGAGAUCCAACAACAUGGAUGUAAAGCAUUACACCAGCUUUUUGAGAAAGUUCCAGAAGAGCAGCUGACUGAAUUUGUUGAAAGCAAAGAUCAUAUGAUCAUAUUGAAAGUAUUUAAAGAGUUUCCAGAGAAAGAAGAGGUGAUUCUUCCUGCACUUUAUUCAUUACAUUCCUUAGCUGGUCCAUCCAGCAAUGUUGAAGUGCUCAUGUCUGGAAAUGUUCGCUGCUACAAUGUUGUAGUGGAAAUGAUGAAAAGUUUCCCCAGUAGUGAAGCAGUUCAGGAAGUGAGUUGCUGUUUGUUGCAUAAGCUUACGCUGGGAAAUUUUUUCAACAUCCUGGUAUUGCAUAAGGUUCCAGAGGUCAUUGUGAGGGCUGUUAAAACAUAUUCUGAAAAUGCAAAGUUACAGGCUGCAGGUCUCGCUUGUUUAGCUCUUCUCACUGAAACAAUAUUCUUAAGCCGAGACUUAGAGGAAAAAAAAGAAGAGGAGGAGGACGAAAAAUUAUGCUGGUUGGAAGCCUGUUACAAAGCAUUAGAACAGCACCGGAAAAGCACAGAUGUACUGGAAGCUGCAUGUUGGGCUUUGAAAAAUCUGUUUCUCUAUCAACAGAACCUUCAUGAGAAGAUUGGAGAUGGAGAUAAUCAGUUCCCAAUAGACAGAGAAGUGAUGCUGUCCAUGUUGAUGCAUUCCUCUUCAAAAGAAGUGUUUCAGGCAGCUGCUAGUACUUUAGCAAUUUUGUCACAACAAAAUGUAAAUAUUAGGAAGACGCUUUUGGCUAAGGGAAUACACAUGAAUGUUUUGGACAUAAUGAGGAAACAUCCGCAUUCUCCUGAGGUGGCUGAAAGUUCCUGCAGAAUACUGAAUCAUGUUUUUGAAGGAAGUUUCCCUCAUCUGGAUAUAAUGACAGUAGCUGCAUCAGAAGUUGUAAAAGCCAUGAAGAAACAUGAAAAAUCGCUCUCUGUACAACUAGAAGCACUUCGAGUCCUUUUACACUUUAUGACACCUGGUACAAAGAACGAACGCCAGAAUGGUUCUUCCAGAGAUGUGGGCGAUGCUGCUUUUGCACUUACAUUAAAAGUCAUUAAAAGUCAAUGUUUGUUGGAGGGAACUCAUGCAUUGGUGCUUGAUGCUUUGAACAGGUUUAUUGGAAACCCCAGUAUUCAGAAGUGUGGACUGAAACUACUUACUUCUGUAGCUGAGUGCACUGGUGCUCUAGAAAUUUUAACCCAGCAAGGAGCUACUGACACUGUGCUUCACACCCUGCAGAUGUAUCCAGAUGAACAAGACAUACAGUGUUUGGGUUUGAGUCUUCUAGGCUCUUUGAUUACAAGAAAGAGUUUGUGUAUUGCAACUAUGCAUGUUCUGUCAGCAGUUCUGGUUUCCACUCUGCGACGAUUUAAAGAGGUCACUGAAAUCCAGAUGCAUGGAUUUCACGCAAUCUUGUCGAUUCUUGGUUUGUCACCUUGUUUUGCAAAGCUGCUGGUACAUGAAUCGUUUGACACAGUCAUUUUCUACCAGAUGUCUAUGUGUUUCACUGAUCAGCGAGAUCGACAGUUUCAAAGCCUGUGUUGUAAAUGCUUUGCUAAAAUAGCUGAGAAUGAUGAUUUAAAAAAUACGAUGCUGGAAAAAGCAUGUAUCGAGUACAAUAGCAUUAUGGCUGAAUGUUUACUCUUGCUGGGAGCUGAUAUUAAUAAGAAGACAAAGACGAACUCUUUGAUCUAUCAGGUUUGUGAGAAAGGAAAUAAUCCUAAAUUGGUGGAAUUGCUACUAGCCAAUGGUGCUCGAGAACAGGAUGUUCGGUGUGCUUUAACCAUCAGUAUAAAAAAAGGAGAUAGCCAAAUCAUCAGUUUGCUCUUAAAGAAGCUUAGUCUUGAUGUAGCCAACAGCAGUAUAUGUCUUGGAGGAUUUGGUAUUGGAAGACUUGAACCUUCCUGGCUCAUUCCUUUGUUCCCAGAAAAACUUACUCCUUCAAGAAAACAAAAUGCAGGUUCUGCCCUGGCAAGAAUGGUGCUUAGAUACCAGAUGAAGAAUAUUUCAGAGGAUAAAUCAAGACCCUACUCUGAUUUAAACUUCUCUGAAGAGGGAGUGGAUAAAAACUACGACUGGAAUUUUAUUUCUGACCCAAUAGUGGACAGUGUUUUCCCUUUAAAUGAUGAUAUUGAUAGUGAAGUAGGAAGUGAAGGUUCAUUUUUUACAAAAAAGAAGUCCAAUUCCAUCACAGUUGCUGAUUUAUACUGUAGGGAAACAGCCUUACAAAGAGGUUCUCCUACUUUGCCACGCCAUUCCUACUCUGUGGGACCUGGCUCAGAUUAUGAACCGUUAGUGAAACAAAGAAGAAAAUUACUGCUUUCAGAUGAAUCUCCCAAAGGAAUCUCAAAAUUCUCACCACAUUUAAGGCCAUCAGACAGCCUUUCUUCACUGGUCUCAGAGAAAGAAUACAUUAAAUCACUAGAUCUUUCAUCAAAUGAGCUGGAGAACAUUGAUGCCAUCAGUCAGAAUAGCUGCUUAACUAGUCACCUGGAACAUCUUGAGAAACUGGAGCUCCACCAAAAUGCUCUCACAAGCAUUCCUCAACACCUUUGCGAAAACAUGAAAUGUUUGACUUAUUUGGAUUUGCACAGUAACCGAUUUACAUCCUUUCCUGUUUAUUUACUGAAAAUGAAUUGUAUUGCAAUCCUUGAUAUCUCUCGAAAUGACAUUGGCCCUUCCUUUGCUUUGGAUCCAUACAUCAAAUGUCCAACUCUAAAGCAGCUUAAUCUAUCAUACAAUCAACUGGUGUGCACUCCUGAAUUUCUUGCAAAUGUUGCAGAAAACCUGGAACAGCUCUUGCUAGAAGGAAACAAAAUUUCCUGCUUAUGUUCACCCAUAUGCUUAAAAGAGCUGAAAAUUUUAAACAUUAGUAAGAAUAAUAUUUCAGGCCUUACUGAGAAUUUCUUCAUGGGCUGUAUGAAGCUGGAGCUGUUCAACGCCAGGAUGAAUGCCCUUGAGAGAAUACCUGAUUUGUCCUCCAGCAUAACAAGUUUAAAAUUAUCUCAGAAUCGUUUUAUUAAUGUUCCAGAAACAAUUCUCCUCCUGCCACAUUUGCGAUCAGUAGACUUAAGCCAAAAUGAGAUCAUAAGCCUGCCUGGGCCAGUGCACUGGAAAUCAUUAAAUUUAAGGGAGCUGUUAUUUAAUCACAAUCAAAUAGGCGUCUUGGACUUGAGUGAAAAGGCGUGUGCGUGGUCUAGGCUAGAGAAACUACAUCUGUCCCAUAACAAGUUAAAGGAGAUUCCUCCUGAGAUUGGCUUCCUAGAGAACUUGACUUCUCUGGACGUAAGUCAUAAUCCCGAUUUGAGAUUCUUUCCAGAUGAAAUGGGAAAGCUAUCCAAAAUCUGGGAUCUUCCUUUGGAUGGACUACAUCUUAAUUUAGAUUUCAAACAUGUGGGAUACAAAGCCAGAGACAUUAUUAGAUUUCUUCAGCAAAGACUGAAGAAGGCUGUGCCUUACAACAGAAUGAAACUCAUGAUUGUUGGAAAUACUGGCAGUGGGAAAACAACACUGCUACAACAGCUAAUGAAAUGUAAACGAACAGAAUUGGGAUCUCCAAAAGCUACAGUAGGCAUUGAUGUAAAAGACUGGAUCAUUCAAGGGAAAGGCAAAAUGAAGAAAGAGCUUAUAUUAAAUGUCUGGGAUUUUGCAGGACAAGAGGAGUUCUACAGCACCCAUCCUCACUUUAUGACCCAAAGGGCUUUAUAUCUUGCUGUAUACGAUCUCAGCAAAGGAGAAGCAGAGGUGGAUGCUAUGAAGCCGUGGCUUUUUAAUAUCAAGGCUCGAGCUUCAACAUCCCCUGUCAUUCUUGUUGGCACUCAUUUGGAUGUUUCUGAUGAAAAGCAGCGUAAAGCCUGCAUGAGUAAAAUUACUAGGGAGCUGCUGAAUAAGCGAGGCUUCCCAGCGAUCCAAGACUAUCACUUUGUGAAUGCUACAGAGGAAUCUGAUUCCAUUAUCAGACUUCGGAAGAUCAUAAUAAAGGAGAGCCUUCACUUCAAGAUCAGAGAUCAGCCUGUGGUUGGUCAGCUGAUUCCUGACAGCUAUCUGGAGCUGGAGAAGAGAAUUUUGCUGGAACGUAAAAACGUCCCAGCUGAAUUUCCAGUCAUUGAUCAGAACCGAUUGCUACAACUCGUACAAGAAAGCCAGUUACAGCUGGAUGAAAAUGAGCUCCCUCAUGCAAUUCACUUUCUGAAUGAAUCAGGUGUACUGCUUCAUUUUCAAGACCCAGCGCUACAGCUGAGAGAUCUGUAUUUUGUAGAUCCUAAGUGGCUGUGUAAAAUCAUGGCACAGAUUCUGACUGUGAAAGUGGAAGGCUGUUCUAAAUAUCCUAAGGGAAUUGUAAAGCGUUCAGAUGUGGAAAAAUUCCUUUUAAGGAAGAGCAAGUUUCCUAAGAUCUACAUGUCACAAUACUUCAAGCUUCUGGAAAAGUUUCAGAUUGCUCUGCCGCUAGGAGAAGAUCAACUACUGAUCCCAAGCAGUUUGUCUGAUCACAGACCUGUUAUAGAGCUUCCCCACUGUGAAAAUUCAGAAAUUAUCGUCAGGCUUUAUGAGAUGCCGUACUUUCCUAUGGGAUUUUGGUCCAGACUGAUCAACAGGUUGCUUGAAAUAUCACCUUAUAUGCUGUCAGGAAGAGAGCGAGCUCUUCGUCCUAAUAGAAUGUAUUGGAGACAAGGCAUCUACCUGAAUUGGUCUCCUGAAGCUUAUUGUUUGGUGGAAUCAGCAGUAUUUGACAACAAUCCAGACAGUUUUUUGAAAAUUACAGCACCGUCUUGCAGAAAAGGUUGCAUCCUUUUGGGACAAGUUGUGGAUCACAUAGAUUCCCUUAUGGAAGAAUGGUUUCCAGGUUUGCUGGAUAUAGAUGUGUGCGGUGAAGGGGAAACACUGUUGAAGAAAUGGGCUCUGUACAGCUUUGAGGAUAGUGAAGAACACCAAAAAAUACUGCUUGAUGACUUACUUAAAAAAGCGGAAGAAGGUGACCUUUUAGUAAAUCCAGAUCAGCCAAGACAUACCAUUCCAAUAGCUCAGAUUGCUCCUGAUCUGAUAUUGGCUGACUUGCCUAGAAAUAUCAUGUUGAACAAUGAUGAACUGGAAUUUGACAAGGCUCCUGAAUUUCUCUUGGGUGAUGGUGGUUUUGGAUCUGUGUACCGUGCAUCUUAUGGUGGAGAAGAGGUAGCUGUAAAGAUCUUCAAUAAACAUACUUCCCUCAGGCUCCUACGACAAGAGCUUGCAGUGCUUUGUCACCUCCAUCACCCCAGUUUAGUGUCUUUGCUGGCUGCUGCAAUCCGUCCCCGGAUGCUGGUGAUGGAGUUGGCCCUUAAAGGAUCUCUUGACCGUUUGCUUCAACAAGACAAUGCAAGUUUAACUAGAACGCUCCAGCACAGGAUAGCUCUACACGUAGCCGAUGGCUUAAGAUACCUCCAUUCAGCAAUGAUCAUUUACCGUGAUUUAAAGCCUCACAAUGUGUUGCUCUUUACACUAUAUCCCAAUUCAGCUGUCAUUGCAAAAAUUGCUGACUAUGGCAUUGCCCAAUACUGUUGCCGAAUGGGAAUAAAAACCUCAGAAGGCACACCAGGAUUUCGAGCACCGGAGGUUGCCAGAGGAAAUGUUAUUUACAAUCAGCAAGCUGAUAUUUAUUCAUUCGGCUUGCUUCUGUAUGACAUUUUAACAGGAGGAGGUAGAAUAAUGGAAGGUGUGAAGUUUCCAAAUGAAUUUGAUGAGUUAGCGAUACAGGGAAAGUUACCAGAUCCUGUCAAAGAAUAUGGGUGUGCCCCCUGGCCUGAAGUAGAAAACUUAAUUAGGAAGUGUUUGAAAGAAAACCCUCAGGAACGACCAACAUCUUCCCAGGUUUAUGAGAUUUUGAAUUCCGCAGAGCUUAUCUGUUUGAUGAGAUACAUUUCAAUACCCAGUACCUCCACAGCAGAGUGCAUGGUAGCUGCCAAUCAAAGCUGCAAGAAGGCAGGAGUCUGGAUAGGCAAUGGGAACACAGAAAAAUCACAACUUUCGUUUGUUAACCUAAAUACAGAUGGACAUACUUGUGAGGAUAUUGCAGAUAGUAAAAUUUUAAGUUUGGCCUUGGUGACCCUUCCUCAUGAAAAGGAAAACUGGAUUGUAGCUGGAACACAGUCUGGUUCUCUGUGGGCAGUUAAUACGGAAGAUGAAGCAAGAAGACAUCAUCUGCAGAAAAUGUCUGAUUCUGUCACAUGCUUAUACUGUAAUUCUCUUUCAAAGCAAAGCAAACAGAAGAAUUUCUUUCUGGUGGGCACAGCUGAUGGCAAACUGGCAGUUUUUGAAAACAGAGCAGUAAAGUGUAAAGGUGCUGCACCUUUGAAGAUACUAACUAUAGGGAAUAUUAGCACACCGUUCAUGUGCUUAAAUGAAUCUUCAUACUCAGCUGAAAAAAAUACCAUCUGGGGAGGCUGUGGAACAAAGAUCAUAUCCUUAUCUAGUGAUUUCUCGGUGCAAAAACUCAUUGAAACAAAGACAAGUCAGCUGUUCUGUCAUAACGCUUACAGUGAUGCAAAUAUUAUUUCAAUAGCAGUGGACAAAUCCAUCUACUUGGCAAAGAAAAACAGCCAUUUUGUGGAAAUUUGGGACAAGAGGACAGAAAAACUUUGUGAACUAAUUGACUGUGCACGUUUUCUUAAGGAGGAAGUGGCAAAACUAAAUAAAGAAUCAAAACAUGAAGUGGCUUAUUCUGGAAGAGUAAAGACAAUUUGCCUACAGAAAAAUACUGCGUUGUGGAUAGGGACAGGGGGAGGACAUAUCCUGCUGCUUGAUUUGUCAACACGUCGCCCUGUACGAGUUAUAGACAACUUUUGUGAUUCUAUUCGAGUCAUGCUAACAGCCCAGUUAGGGACUCUUAAGAAUGUGGUGCUGAUUUUGGGGUAUUGCUAUAAAAGUGACACUGAAGACAACAAAUAUCACAAAGAAUUACAAACUUGUGUGUCAGUCUGGGACAUUAACCUGCCCCAUGAAGUUCAAAACCUGAAAAAACAUAUAGAAAUGAGACAGGAACUAGCAGAAAAAAUGAAGAGCUUUUCUUUGGACUGAAGAGUCGCCUUGCAAGUGUCAUUCUCUUUUCUAGUUUUCCAUCGGCUUAACUUUGUGCAAUAUUUAACACUUUGUAUUGCUGGAGUUUUUAACAUAAAACCGGGAGAAAGCCCUGAGAGAGCAACUCCCCAGAUCAUGGGAUACCAUGAAGAAAGAAGAACAUUAUUUGUUAUUUGUAAAUGUGAAAGGACUGAAAAUUACUGAGAAUUUCAGGACCUUAAGUGCCAUCAGGGGUCUGUGUACUUGUGACCAGGUUCAGCUCUCACCAACUAUGGCUCAGCUUCAGCAUAGCUUCUUUCAUCCAGUUUCUGAUCCCAGUUAAAAUGGGAAUAAACCAGGAGACUAUAAAUCGCUCUUAUUUACUUCCUUAUCUCUACUGAGUUGACACUGUAAAGAAAAGCAAAGUUGCAGCCUCUGUUUGCUUAUUGCAGUUUGCAUGUAUAAGAUUUCCCUGAUGCUUCGUGUUUCAGUAGUAAUUCAGAGCUCAUGACCUCGAGUAUGUGAAAGAAAACAUCAUAUUUUAUGCAACAGCAGUGUUUAAAGGAGCAUAUACUGACUACAUUACUCCUUGAAAACAACAGGCAGAAUAGAGUCUUUAUUUCUUCCAUGAAUAGUUGACAUUUUUCAUUAUAAUCAGAAAAAAAAAGUGCUAAAAUAAUAAAAUAUCUCAGAAUUCAGAAAUCAAAUACACUGAUAGGCCUCUGCAAGUUGGCGUCCUCUCCCUGCAGUCUGCCUUGUUCUGGGCCAUGUAGUCUCAUAGUUGUGAACAUCACUAUUCACAUACAUGUGUUGUACAGCUCACUCUGGAAAAAGAGAAAACACAGGGUGAAAAUUCCUGUCUAAAUGCUGCUACAACUUGUACCAAAAAGGAAGAAGUAUGCCGCAGUAACCGCCACCGCUAGUUCUUAGUGCAGCUUGCUGGUUUGCUUAUCUCAGUCUGAAAAAAAAAUGGGAACUUUCAUUUUGAUAUUUAGAACAUGUUCAAAGUCACCAGUUAUUCUUGUUUUAAUUUAUAUCGUUAUUUUGGGGGGUAAGCAAUGGAACCUGGAGGUAUCUAAGAAUUGGCUACCUCUUGUGUGUAACUAACUCCACCAAAUUUUGUUGCAAUACAUCUUCAUUCAAGAGAGGCCUUUUACCGCGCUCUGGCUGUGAGGCCAAGCUUCUUCUUAAUGCAGGUCAGUGCAGGCUAUAUCAGAAGUGCCUUAUUUCUGUCCUCAGAGGACAGAUACCAUUGUUUUCUUUUGCUACCAAAAGAAUCUAUAAAAUGCUCCUGAAAUCUCAAGGAGUGGGAUAUCCCAAGCCAUUCCUGAGUUUGUUUCCUAUGGAGCUGAACAAGGUGCAGCAACCAAAAAAGUUCUCUGUCCCGUUUUUGCAGUUUUGAAGAAUUAGUGCAGUAAGACGACAGCAUUUACUGAACUGUGUUCAACUGCACUUUUGUUCUGCUGAGUGAGUAUGCAGGAUUCCUUUCAGAUAUCCACCCGAAGUUUUUAUAUAUAUUCUUGUAUUCUGCAUAUUGAGACUAAUUUGCUAUUUAUAUGGGAUUUUAUAACUCAGAAAAAUAUAUAUUUUUGUUUGUAAUGAAGACAUUUUAAAAAUUUAUAAGAAUGUAUGUAAUAUGAUGAUGUCUAUUUAUAAGUCAUUUUGAGAUGUAAGCCUUAUUAUACCUUUGUAUUAAAACUCCGCUUUGUUAAUAACAUAGUGCACUUUCUCAUUGCCGAAUUUCCAAGGAGGAGCUGUCACAUGCAAUUUUUGUUUAGCUUAAUCGCUUCCAUCAGGAUGAUCCAGGAUUCCCGUUUUGUGAGUUUUGUUGACACAGCUGCAUUCCCGCUUGCUGUCUGUCACAUAGUGUGUGCCUCCAGCUUUCCCCGGCUUCUCCUCCACUUUGUGCUCCCUACAAGGAGGAGAGCAGCUGUCCUGGGACAGGCAGUUGCUAGAUGUGGGAGGUGACCUGUAGGCAGGAUUGUUGUCCCUGCAGUCAAUUAUUGGCCUCUUUUGAGAUUCUCUGGAUGAAAACGACCCAUGGACUGAGCGUGGCCUACAGGUUAGCAGCCAAGCUACAUGGUAAGUAUUGCUGAGGUGACAACGAAAGAGAUGGUAGCAGCCACUGAACAGAGAUCAUUCAUUACCAAAGCUGUCUAAGUUGGCCACUGUUAAGUUGUCAGUGUUUGUUUAGAGGGCAAAAUUUUGUUAACCCACUAUGACUAUUAAGAAAGGCAGUACAUGUUCUGUGAACCUGCUGCAUCCUUCCCAAACAAGUAUUUUUUGGUAGUGUAGGAAGAGAGUUGGAGAAGACCUUGUGUUAGCGCUUCUGUUCGUUCUCUGCCACGUGACACAGUCUAAAAGUGCAUCUCUGGCAGUCCUGAGCCCUAUUCAGUGCGGCUGCCUGCCUGCUGAGUUUGGCAUUUCACAGAGAGAGCAGUGAGCAGGGAUAUCCCAUCGAACAAAGGGGACUGCCUUCAGCAGCCGUCUCUUUCUUGGGUGUGGGGAAGUUCUGGAAGAAGGUGGCUGCAGUAAUGUUUGGCCAGAAACGAAGAGCUGGCAAACAGUAAGCGUGCGGAUCCAGUUUAGCCACACUCCAAAGAACAAGGUUUGUGCGUGACAAAAAUUUAAGCCUGACUUCAUAAGGAAACCUUUUCCCAUGGUAAGCACUACCCAUAUUCCACCUGCAACAACAACCUGAGUGGUAUAAUUCUUUCAUAACAUUCUAGAAAUACACAUCUUAAUUAUCCAGAAACAUGUUUAUUAACCUAUAGGGAAAAAGAAAAAAAAAAAAAAGCUCUAGACUUCUCUUGCUGUAAAAAAGAAAUCU
Messenger RNA from Struthio camelus australis, 10243 nucleotides. The record is from RefSeq and is a predicted model, not a curated record. Lineage: Eukaryota; Metazoa; Chordata; Aves; Struthioniformes; Struthionidae.